Cooperia oncophora is the source of this 318-nucleotide messenger RNA. The record is from the annotation of a GenBank genome assembly. NCBI's taxonomy places the organism in Eukaryota, Metazoa, Nematoda, Chromadorea, Rhabditida, Trichostrongylidae.
AUGGAGGCUAGUAAAAGACUUCGUUUCGAUGUCAUCGCUCUCCAGGAAACAAAAGCAAAAGAAACAGCUACCAGGAAGACCAACGAUGGCCACCUAAUUGUUCUCGGAGCCAAACUGAGCGGAAGAAAUGUCGGUGGUGUUGGAUUCCUCGUCCACCAUCGGCUCGAGCACAUGGUCGAUUCAGUCGAAGUGAUCGGCCCGCGACUGGCCAUCCUACGUCUACGCAUCGACAAGCGCACUUUCGUUAGUAUUAUCAACUGCUAUGCACCGACGUCAACAGCUACGGACGACGAAAGGGACGCGUUCUACAAGGAAUGA